This is a messenger RNA of Trichomycterus rosablanca, 1321 nucleotides long. It is a transcript of the gene tafa3b, whose product is annotated as TAFA chemokine like family member 3b. The record is from RefSeq and is a predicted model, not a curated record. The coding region runs from base 270 to 668 and encodes 132 amino acids. Gene Ontology annotation, molecular function: receptor ligand activity. Lineage: Eukaryota; Metazoa; Chordata; Actinopteri; Siluriformes; Trichomycteridae. The transcript has 5 exons.
GGCGCGCAGCCGACACGCAUCCAGCGCUGACUUUUCCGAUGCGUCUGAGAGGACCAGGUCGGAGUUUUUUCGGGUAGUGCACGAUAAUCCGAUUGUUUGUGGGUACAUUUCAGAGGGACAGGGGAUCAGAAAGCGCGCAGUGGAGUGGAUGGCCCGAGCCUGGUGCUGGGCAGAGAUACAGGAUACCAGAGCGCGUAUUCAGUCCGAUAAUGGACCGGCAAUGAGAGAGGACUUUAUACAGGAAUAAAUACAAGCGCCGCACCAACAGAAUGCGGGAGCGGGACAUCCAGAGUGUUUGUACAUGGCUACUGCUGCUCACCCUAACACUCCUGUCUCUCUGGGGUCAUCUCACCCUGGCAUCCUCACACCGCAACCACAUAGGGCACGUGAAGGACGGGACAUGUGAAGUGAUCGCAGCCCAUCGCUGCUGUAAUAAGAAUAAGAUUGAGGAGAGAUCUCAGACAGUCAAAUGCUCCUGUUUUCCUGGACAGGUGGCCGGGACGACUAGAGCAGCCCCAUCCUGUGUCGAUGCAUCAAUAGUAGCCCAGAAAUGGUGGUGUCAGAUGCAGCCAUGUCUGGAUGGAGAGGAGUGCAAAGUUCUUCCAGAUCUCACAGGCUGGAGCUGUAGUACUGGCAACAAGGUCAAAACGACAAAGGUAACUCGGUAGUGUCAUGCUCCAUUCAGAAGACGACGACGUGGUGAACAGGAACCAGAAGGACUUGCUAUGAAGAAACUCACCCAUAGCAAAGUAAUACGAGAACUAAAGACUCAGCAUCUUGCAUUCCACACCAUUUAUGAAAAUAAGGACCAUCACGGCGCUCAGAUUCCCUCUACCCCAUCGCUCUCCCAAAACACUCUUCCUGAGUUCCGUUAUCCUCAGCAUCUGCUGCAAAUCUCAUCAGCACUACUACACGGAUGGAACACUGUUCGCUCACUUGAAUCUGCAAUGCAUUGGGAUCAUACUCAACAGUAGAAAGCUAAUUACGGUGGAUGACCUACCACUCGGAACAAUUUCAUUUGUUUGGUUUCUUUCUCUCCCAGCUGCUUGAAGAUGUUUUGUUGUGUUCUCAGAAUCAGAUGUCAGUCGAUGCUUCCUCUAAUCUCACCUUUUGUAGCUGAAAUAAAAUGCAACAUUCUCCCUUUCCCUUCAGAAAUGUUCUCAUCAUUUUCACUUCGCAAAUAGAACUGGAAUUCUGGACUUACUGACCAUCUGCAGAGGAUUUCUGUUUCUUUUUUUAAUAAAUAAAUAAAUAAGUCGACUUUUUAACCCAAAAGACAAUUAAAUGAGUAAAUGUUAUGGUAUGAUUCUGUAAAAGUGUA